AUGGAUUAAAUAUUUUCAUUUUUUGAAAAUAAAUAAACAGAGAAAAUAGAUUACAAAAAUUUUGUUUAAUCUAUUUUGUAAACAAAUAAUGUUUUUAAAUUAUUUUCCGAAAAUUUAAAUAAGUAAAACAAUAUAUUUUUUUAUCGAAAAUUAUAUAAUAUAUAAAAAGUUCUAAUAAAUAAGAUAAUACUAAUUAAUAAAAAAGCAAUCUCUCAUAGAACAAUUAAUAAUUGUAAUUAUAAAUGUUUUUUUUUUUAAAAAAAAUUACAUACAUAAAAAAUAAAUAGUUUAGAAUAAUUUUCUUAAAAAAUUUAAUAGUAAUUAAAAUAAAGAGGAUUAUAAGGUUUAAUUGCUUUAGCUUUAAUGUUUAAAGUAAUUAUAAAUACAAAAAAAAAAAACGAAAAAAAAAAAACAAACAAAAAAUAGAGCUUCACAAAAAAUGGAAAAAAUUAAAUUAACUAUGAAGAAUUCGAAAAUGCAUUAAAAUAAUUUAAAAUUUAAGAAGAACCACAAAUUCUUAAUUAAGUUUUUUUAUCUUUUAAUAAAAAUAAUGAUGGAUAUAUCAAUUAUGAAGAUUUUUUAAAUUUAAUUAAGGUAAUAAAAAAAUAAAAAGCCAAAUUUAAACUAAAAAAAAUCUAAUUUAAUUAAAAAAAAAAAAAAAGCUUCCAUUAAAUUAAUUCAGAAAAAAUAUAAUAACCUAAAUAUUUAACUCUAUAGAAGGAUAAAAUAAAGGAAUUAUAAAUACCUAAAAAAUUAAAUAAGCAUUUAAUCCUUUUAAUCAUCCUCAAGUAUAGUAAAAUGUUAAAUCAUAAAAUGAUAUAAAUUUUGAAUUUAGAACUUGUAUUGAAAGUUAUUUAGACUUUAGAGUAAAAAUAAAUAAAAAAUAAAAAUUAAAUUAAUUAAAUAAAGGAUUUUCAUAAUGAUAAAAUGACAUUAGAAGAUUUUCUUGAAUUUUAUUCUUUCUAACUCCAUAAUUGGCCAAAAGACGAAGAAUUCUAAAGCUAUAUGAUUUCUGUGUGGAAAAAAGAUUCAUCCAAUAAAAAUAACUAGAGAUUUAUAUAAUUUUAAUAAUCAGAAAAUACCUCAUAAGAUUUAUCACCAUUAAAGACUCCUUAAUAAGAUAAAUAAUUACCUUUAUAAUAAUAAAUAUAAAAUAAUUAAUUAAAUAAAGAAACACUUUCUUAAAUCUCAAAAUAAAGUAAAUACGAUGAUAAUCUCAAUAAAAUGAGUGCAUAUUCGUAAGCAAGUUAUUAAACUUCAUGUUCCUAAUAUAUGAAAUAAAAUAACGUUUCUAAAAGAUAAAUAGAACUUAUUUUAAAAAGAAUAAAAAACAGACUUGCAAGUAGAGGACCUAAAGGAUUUUUAUAAAUUGAAAAAUUAUUCAAAGUAAAAAAUAAAAUUAUAUAUAUCCAUAUUUAUUUUAAAUUUAAAAAAUAAAAAUAAGAUGAAUAAUAAUAAUAAUGA
Ichthyophthirius multifiliis is the source of this 1464-nucleotide messenger RNA. RefSeq lists its product as hypothetical. Gene Ontology annotation, molecular function: calcium ion binding. The record is from RefSeq and is a predicted model, not a curated record. NCBI's taxonomy places the organism in Eukaryota, Ciliophora, Oligohymenophorea, Hymenostomatida. The transcript has a single exon.